Molecule: messenger RNA, 708 nt
Organism: Strongylus vulgaris
Lineage: Eukaryota; Metazoa; Nematoda; Chromadorea; Rhabditida; Strongylidae
Source: the annotation of a GenBank genome assembly
AGUAAAGCGAGGAGUGUGGGAGAAGCCCUACUGCCGGCUUUCAAGACGCCUUCAGGAAUUCCCAAGAGUAACCUCAAUAUGAAAACUAAGGCGGCUUCGAACUACCAUUGGGCUAAUGGAGGCUCAUCUAUUCUUGCUGAGUUGGGGAGCUUGCAUCUUGAAUUCACUUAUCUUAGCCAAAUUUCGAAAGCUCCAAUAUUCACAAAGAAGGUGAAGAAGAUCCGUGAUGUUCUUGAUCAAUUGGAAAAAGUAAACGGGUUAUAUCCCAAUUACAUUGAUUCGGAUACUGGAAAAUGGACAAAACCGUACCACAUAUCUUUGGGAGCGCUGGGAGAUUCAUUUUAUGAGUACCUCAUCAAGUCUUGGCUACAAUCGGGGAAGAAAAACGAGCAAUCACGGAGGAUGUUCUGGGAUGCCAGUAAAGCUAUUCAAGAACAGAUGAUAUUCAAAUCGAAAUCUGGGCUUACGUACACCGCUGAGCUCAGCAAUGGCCUACCUCAGCACAAAAUGGGACACCUGGCUUGUUUCUCAGUGGGAAUGUUCGCACUGCAGGCGGUCAACGAAAAAGCAGAAGUCGAUCGAAAGUCCACUAUGAGACUUGCUGAAGAACUGGGACGAACUUGCCAUGAAAGCUAUGUAAGAUCAACUACACAUAUCGGGCCAGAAAUGUUUUAUUUCAACGAAUUAGAUGAUGCAACCAGCAAGUAA